UUAAUAUUAUUAUUUGAUAAAAAGCUUAUUAUAUAUUAUGUUUGACAAAAGAUAUCAUAUUUAAAACAACAGGGAAUAGAUUUUCAGAUUACAGUACAUAUGUACCCUAUAUUUGAAUUGGCUUUUGUUAAUAGUCAACUCUUUCAUUCUCAUCUACUACACCACAUCACAGCUAUCCUAUCAUGCACCAUCUUUUUCCACUCUCUAUAUAUAUAUAAUACAACUUCCUCGUAUUUAGUUAUUACAUACUCAUCCACACACACACAAAAGAAAAGCAUCAUCAAAAUGGAGCUCAAAUUCUUGAUCCUAACAUUAAUUUCUCUCUCCUCCACCAUUGGCCUCCUCCCCGCCGCGGCCGCCAUCAAACCCCCCUCCGGCGGCGAUGUAAACUGGUGGUGCAACCAAACCCCGUACCCCGAGCCAUGCAAACACUUCAUGAGCCACAAUAACAACAAUCCACGCAAAUAUUUCUCGCCCCAAAAAAAAUCCGAUUUUCGAAAAAUGGCCAUUCAGUUAGCCCUAGAGCGCGCUACUUGUGCCGUGGGCAACACGAGAGCCCUCGGCGCCAAGUGUAGGAAUGAGCGAGAGCGAGCCGCCUGGUCCGACUGCGUGAAACUAUACGAGUCCACCAUCGAGCAGCUCAACAAGACCGUGGACCCCACCAUAAACUGCACCGAUUUCGACUCCCAGACGUGGCUGAGCACCGCAUUGACCAACAUCGAGACUUGCCGGACCGGGUUCCUGGAGCUCAACGUAACGGAUUUCGUGUUCCCGUUGAUCUCGAACAACAACGUCUCGAAAUUGAUAUGCAACACUCUGGCGCUCGGAGAUGGUGGUAACGAGACGAAUCACGAGACUAAGGGUUACUAUAACAAGGCUGGUUUUCCGGCGUGGUUUUCUGGGGGUGACCGGAAGCUGCUGCAGGCGGCGGUUAGGGCGGAUGUGGUGGUGGCGCAGGAUGGUUCGGGGAAUUAUAGGACUAUUAAGGCGGCGCUUGAUGCGGCGGCAAGGAGGAGCGGCACCGGGAGGUUUGUUAUACAUGUGAAGAGAGGUGUUUAUAGGGAGAACUUAGAAAUUGCUGGGAGUAAGAUGAAGAAUAUUAUGAUGGUCGGUGAUGGUAUCAAGUAUACUUUUAUUACCGGCAGCCGGAGCGUCGGAGGCGGUUCCACCACCUUCAAUUCCGCCACCGUUAUUGUGACUGCGGAGGGAUUCAUCGCACGCGGCAUAACAAUCCGCAACACCGCCGGACCACAAAACCACCAGGCGGUGGCGCUGCGCUCCGGCGCCGACCUCUCCGUGUUCUACCGCUGCAGCUUCGAAGGGUACCAAGACACACUCUACGUCCACUCGCAGCGCCAGUUCUACAAAGAAUGCUACAUCUACGGCACCGUCGACUUCAUCUUUGGCAACGCCGCCGCCGUUCUGCAGAACUGCAUGAUCUACGCACGCCGCCCAAUGGACAAGCAGAAGAACGUCGUCACCGCCCAGGGACGAACCGACCCGAACCAGAACACCGGGAUAUCGAUCCACAAUUCCCGGGUCAUGGCUUCUCCAGAUCUGGUACCCGUUCUCGGGUCGUUCAGAUCCUUUCUGGGUCGGCCGUGGAAGCUGUACUCUAGGACCGUCUAUAUGCAGACGUAUAUAGAUUCGCUGGUGGAUCCGGCCGGGUGGUUGGAGUGGGAUGGCAGUUUUGCUCUGGACACGUUGUAUUACGGUGAGUACAGGAAUUCGGGUCCGGGUUCAAGUACUACGCGGCGGGUUAAUUGGAGGGGCUACCGGGUUAUAACAAAUGCGGCGGAGGCGGGGCGGUUCACGGUUGGGAACUUCAUUGCCGGGCGGUCGUGGCUGCCUGCCGCCGGUGUCCCUUUCACUGCUGGGCUUUGAGUUUAUUAUUAUUCUGUCUGCGCAUUGUGAUUCUUGUGAAAAAAAAUUAUAUUUUUUUUAA
This is a messenger RNA of Erythranthe guttata (spotted monkey flower), 1945 nucleotides long. Its product is annotated as pectinesterase 2-like. NCBI's taxonomy places the organism in Eukaryota, Viridiplantae, Streptophyta, Magnoliopsida, Lamiales, Phrymaceae. Gene Ontology annotation, biological process: cell wall modification. The record is from RefSeq and is a predicted model, not a curated record. Gene Ontology annotation, molecular function: pectinesterase activity; enzyme inhibitor activity.